AUGGCCCGAGAUCCUCUACAAGCCGGGACAUCCCGGAGGACCCUCCUCCAGCCCCGCCCCUCCCCGGGACACUCUUCCGGAUGCCCCGCCCUCGCCCCGGGGCCCUCCCCCGGCCCCGCCCAGAUCCCGGACCCCUCCCCGGCCUGGCCCGCCCCCCGGGACGCUGACUCCCACGGACCACGCGUCCCGCGGGCUCGCGCGAAGGUAGUGGCGGCAGCGUCUGCCGGGAGGGACGCCCGCUCUGAGCCCGAGUUCACCCCGCCGCCGGGAGACCGGAGAGGGCCUGCGCGGAGGCCGCACCAAUGGGCAGUCUGUCAGCGCGCCCUUCCGCAACACGCGUUUCGAUUGGUUCGGAGCACAGUCCGUCAGCGCCGGCGGCGGGCUCUUCGCGGGGCUGCGGCGGGGGCGGAGCUGGGCGGAGGAGUCCGCGGCCAUGCUCGGGCUCGCGCUGCCCACGGGGACGCUGAGACUGGGACGCCUGGGGGGCUCUGGCCCGGCGGCGGCGGCAGGAGCCCCGUUGCAGAGCGCCAUAGUCGAGGAUGCCCAGGAUACAACCCUGAGUUCUUCGUGUCCAGCCGGCAGCAGCGCACCAAUGUCAUGGCCAAGAGCACUUCUGGGGGCCAGGACAGCGCCAAGGACUCGGGGGACGAGAUGAUCUUUGCCGCCGAGAGCACGUGCGCCCUGCCUCCGGAGGGGGACGGGGAGGCAAGGCUGGGGCCGCCGGGGGCGGCGCUGCCUGCCAGGAAGCGGUCUCGGGCCUUCGAGGACGAGGACGAGCGGCAGCCCACCACGGGCCCCCGGCGGUGGGCUGGGGCUUCUAAGAAGACGCUGUGGCACCCCUUGUCCCCGUCGUGCCCCAGGCCCGGGGAGGCCCGGUGGGAAGCCGAGGGGCCUGUGUCGCGGCCUGGGGAGUUCUGCGGAGGAGACCAGGAGGACGAUGGGCCCGACCCCGACCCGGACCCGCACUACGGGCUCCUCGGGAGCCUGCCGGGCCAGGAGCCCCAGAGCCGCAUCUGUAGCCUGCCCAGCGAGGUGCUCAGGCACAUCUUUGCCUUCCUCCCCGUGGAGGACCUCUACUGGAACCUGAGCUUGGUGUGCCACCUCUGGAGGGAGAUCAUCAGUGACCCGCUGGUACGGGGCCCUCCGCGUUCCCUGCGUCUGCUCUGCGAGAGCACGGGCCCCCCCCCCCCGCCUGUCCUUCUGCCCGUAGGGUUUUAGUUCUGAAACAAGGGUGUCCUUUUGCUCCAGAAUCGCAUCCAGGGCCCUCCGGGUUCACCCACCUUGUCCAGUCUCACUGCUGACCCCUCUCCUCCGCCAACCCUGUGUCAUGUCCGUAAUGAGCGCUUUGCUGUCCCCCAGCUGUGGACUCCAUGCUCCUUUCCCUGUGUUGGUCUCAUCUGCCGCCCCCCCCACCUAAAAAGCCCCUCCUAUCUCUGUGGAUGUCUCGCCUCUUCUUCAAGCCUUCAUGCGUAGGUGAACUACUGGUUCCCAUUCUAUCCCGUUGAAUUUUCUCUCUCUCUCUCCUGCUGCUACAGUGAUUUAUACCUUUAUACCUCUGUUUGAACUUACCAUGUUCUCUGUUACGGUUUUAGAGAGGCUUCCUCGUCCCUGUAGAUAAUUAGUGCAUUGGCGUUCCCAUCACGGCUCAGCAGAAACGAAUCUGACUAGUAUCCAUGAGGAUCCAGGUUUGAUCCCAAGUC
This is a messenger RNA of Phacochoerus africanus (Common warthog), 1700 nucleotides long. RefSeq names its product F-box DNA helicase 1-like. Bases 1 to 1218 code for a protein of 405 amino acids. Gene Ontology annotation, molecular function: protein binding. The transcript has 4 exons. NCBI's taxonomy places the organism in Eukaryota, Metazoa, Chordata, Mammalia, Artiodactyla, Suidae. The record is from RefSeq and is a predicted model, not a curated record.